This is a messenger RNA of Sphenostylis stenocarpa, 663 nucleotides long. The record is from the annotation of a GenBank genome assembly. Lineage: Eukaryota; Viridiplantae; Streptophyta; Magnoliopsida; Fabales; Fabaceae.
AUGACCAAGGACUGCGGCCACCACGACGAGGAGCGCCGGCAGCUCCUCCGCCGCGUAUUCGCGGCCAUCCUCGGCUUCAUCCUCCUCAUCCUCCUUAUAAUCUUCCUCAUCUGGAUCAUCCUCCGCCCGACCAAACCGCGGUUCGUCCUCCAAGACGCCACCGUCUACGCCUUCAACCUCUCCUCCACCGGCGCCACCCCCUCCCCCACCGUCCCCACACCCAACACCCUCACCCUCACCAUGCAGGUCACCCUCUCCGCCUUCAACCCCAACAACCGCAUCGGCGUCUACUACACCAAACUCGACGCCUACGCCUCCUACCGCGGUCAGCAAGUCUCCCUCGCCACCGACCUCCCCCCCACCUACCAGGGCCACCGCGACACCGCCGUAUGGUCUCCCUUCCUCUACGGCACCGCCGUCCCCGUCUCCCCCUUCAUGCUCGAGAUUCUCCAGCAGGACAAAACCUCCGGAGGAGUGCUGGUCAACGUCAAAGUCAAUGGCAGAGUCAAGUGGAAAGUCGGGACUUGGGUCUCCGGAAGGUACCAUAUUAACGUGAACUGCCCCGCGUAUAUCAGGCUCGCCGGCGACGCCGAUGACGCCAUCGGAGUAGCCGCUCCGGCGGUGAAGUUUCAGCUUUUCCAAAGUUGCAUUGUUGAUGUUUAG